AUGAACCUCUUUGUCACCACAUUCAUUACUCUGGUAUCCUUUGCCGCCGUCGCUAAUGAGCCAAGACCGGUGCAACCAUUAACUUCGUCGGCACCACGACGUUUGGUACAGCGAAAUGGACCGGGCCACUUGUCUGGAUUAGCGGAAACCAUCUCACUUCAAAGGUUCCGGCAAACUCUAGACGGCCAGGGCGCAUGGUACUGGCGUCAGGGCACAUCGAUACUUCGCCCGAUCUUUUUUCCGAAUGGCGACCGUCUUGGACUCGACUAUCUCGGGCUUUACGAUCAAGAACUCCCCGUUUCACACAUUCAGCAUCGUCGACUGCAAGAGAACGACUCUCACGGAAAUGAAUGCACUGAAAGUCACGGUAUCUCGAUCGGCUCCGUUGGUGGUAAUUUGGUUGACGAUAGCACGACGGUAUCCGACUUCGUCGCUCAGGACAACACCAUUACCAACAGCUUGAAUGGCCUCCGCAUCAAAGCAGUGGCGGACCUGAAGGGAAUGGUGGACAAUGUGAAGGUGACAAUCUCCGAGAUCAAGGUGGACGGACUCUCGGGCUCGGCAAGCCAGGUGUACGAUAUCGUUGUUAACCCGAACAUGGUUUCGAUGUGGACGUUCACGGGUAUCACUGUGACGGGCGCGAAGGGUACUUGCACUGGCCAACCAACUGGCAUCUGUUGA
Peronospora belbahrii is the source of this 681-nucleotide messenger RNA. The record is from the annotation of a GenBank genome assembly. NCBI's taxonomy places the organism in Eukaryota, Oomycota, Peronosporomycetes, Peronosporales, Peronosporaceae.